Molecule: messenger RNA, 1132 nt
Organism: Daphnia carinata
Lineage: Eukaryota; Metazoa; Arthropoda; Branchiopoda; Diplostraca; Daphniidae
Product: cyanocobalamin reductase / alkylcobalamin dealkylase-like
Exons: 5
Coding region: 207-935 (242 amino acids)
Biological process (GO): cobalamin metabolic process
Cellular component (GO): cytoplasm
Molecular function (GO): FAD binding; demethylase activity; cyanocobalamin reductase (cyanide-eliminating) (NADP+) activity
Source: RefSeq, a predicted model, not a curated record
AGGGUGUGUUGGUGACUAUACUGGAUGCUUAGUUGCUGACACAACAUGCUGUCCCCAAUAAACAGCAUUUAUCUCAAAGAUCACUGCUAUUAGGACAUACUAAAAUAAUGCUUUUGCUCCAUAAGUCACAAGCAUAUCCAUAAUUUGUGGAAAGCACGGUGUAAUGCAUUUAAUGUGUUCUUGUGUCUUGUAGUGAAAAAUAAAAUAUGGAUACCUUAAGUGAACUGAGAGCCAAGCUGGCAGGUCUCUUACAUGAAUCAGGACUAGAAUGUCAUCCCUUUAAGGUUGGUUGGUAUAAUGCUAAUGUAAAACCUGGGUUUCAAUUGGAACAUCCUGAUGACACACUUGCUUUUAUAAUAAUUAGUAGCCCAUCAUUUUUUGAAAAAUGUUUCAUACCAUAUGUACGCAAUAGCAUUGGAAACAGUAUCAAUCAAGAUUAUCUAGAUCAAGCCUUACGGUCAUGCCUUACAAGAGCUAUUCAAUCAUUUCCAGAUCAGAAGACCAGUGUACUAUAUGAUUAUGAGAUGAGACAAGGAACAAGAAGACCAAAAGUCCUUGUUCAAACAGCUGGACAUGUUUCUGGUGCAGUUUACUUUUAUCAGAAGACAGAUAUUUUGGAUCCACCUUGGCCGGUAGAUAAAGCAAUUUAUGGAGUAUGUCUACAUCCUAAAUAUAUUGGAUGGUUUGCCUUAAGAGCAGUUAUCAUAUUUCAGAAUGUCUUGGUUCCAAAUUUAGACUUUAAACCACCAAAGGAUAUUCUUGAGGAAGAGGGAAAAAAAAUCGAUCUUUUGAAUCGAUACAACAAUAACUGGCAAGAUUGGAGCUUUCGGGAUGUCGUGAAACCGGCAGAACGAUAUUCUGAACUACAACAGAAGUACUUUAGCACACGACCUUCUGAGAGAAGUGAUUUAAUAGAAUUCAUUAGAACCAAUUGAAAGUCGCGCGUAGCAAAAAAUGACUUAAUGCUUGGCCAACGUUGUUUUUUUUCUUGUAUAAAUUCAUGGCAUAUAGAGAAUGCGCAAGAAGGCUUUAUAUGACAUGAAAAUAUGCCAAAUUGUAUUUACAUUUAACAGGAAAAAAAAAUCUAUGAACAUGGUAGUAUUGGUAUCAGUAAACGUUGCUCCAUUGAUAA